Suhomyces tanzawaensis NRRL Y-17324 is the source of this 972-nucleotide messenger RNA. RefSeq lists its product as uncharacterized. NCBI's taxonomy places the organism in Eukaryota, Fungi, Ascomycota, Pichiomycetes, Serinales, Debaryomycetaceae. Bases 1 to 972 code for a protein of 323 amino acids. Gene Ontology annotation, molecular function: S-adenosylmethionine-dependent methyltransferase activity. The transcript has a single exon. The record is from RefSeq and is a predicted model, not a curated record.
AUGUCCAAACAAGCGAACUCCACAGCAAUCAACUCUUUCAAUUCGAAUCAUAAGGACUAUGACCAGUACAGGCCAUCAUUUGCGAAGUCUUUUGUGGACCCUUUUUUGGCAGAGUUAGGAUUGGCCACCAAAGUCCCUCAAUCAAACACGUACAAGAUGGAUACAAGCAAAGUCAUUCUUGAGUUAGCAGCAGGAACUGGUAAAUUUACAAGAAACUUGGUUGAUAAUGGAUGGGGUAAUGAAUCGGACAACUUGAUAAUCGUGGAGCCAAGUUCAGGAAUGUUAAAGUCAUUCAAGACCAAUUUCCCCAAAAUAAGGCCCACAAAUAUACACAAUGCAUCUUCGUACGAGCUCCCAUUGGCAGACAGCUCGGUGGAUUCAGUGCUUAUCGCUCAAGGGUUCCAUUGGUUUUCGGACCAAGAAAGUUUGAAAGAGAUAAACCGGGUAUUGAAGCCCAAUGGUACUUUAGGCUUGAUCUGGAAUUUUGACUACCCAAGCCCAAGCCAGAAUAGCAAGACUAAAAAUGUUACAUACAUCGAACAGCAGAGUGGACUUUUAGACAAGAGCAAGUUGGACCAGAACUUAAAUCCUGAGGAUGUAUUUCUUGAUUAUUUUAAUAAGGCUCCUUGGAGUAAUGAGAUUAGCAAGAAGAUCUACUCUUAUGACGUCGGUGUUCCACAGUAUCGUCAUGGAAAAUGGAGAGGAGCUUUGGAGCUGGACCGUGAAUAUUUCGAUCCAAUCUCAGGAGAGCUCUUUUACGCCUAUGAGUAUUUGAUCGAUAGAGAUAGUAUUUAUGAAUACUGGAAGACCAGAUCCUACAUUACUUCUUUGAGUGAGAAGGAAAAGAUUCAGGUCAAGGAAUUUAUUGAAGGGGUUGUGGACAAAGCUGAAGAGAUAUCGCCUAAAAAGGAAGGAAAGUUUGUCAGACCAAUGGCCACUCAUGCAGUAGUCGUUCCUGUUAAAAAAGCUUAA